AUGCCAAUUGGUACUCAGAUCAAAGAAGGGGAAUUAGCUUAUGAGAGAGAUGAUUUAGCUACUGCAUUAUUGAAGGCGAAUUCUGCACUUCAAGAAAAUCAAAAUUCAUUCAAAGCACUUUUACUUAGAAGUCGCAUUUAUUUGAGGUCCAAGAAACAUGAUCUUGCUUUUGAGGAUGCAAACAAACUCGUUCAAAUAGCCCAAAAUAGUGGCAAACGGGAAGAACUUGCUACGUCCUAUAAACAGAAAGCAAUUGUCUUGUUUAGACAGAAAUGGUUUCACGAGGCAAUGGAGAACAUAUGCAAAGCUCACGACCUAAAUGACAAGGACGCCGAAUGCUUGAUGUUUAAGACCAUGAUAGAGAAAAAGCUUCAAGCAGAUGCGAAGCUUUCAGUCAAAAGUCCUGAAUCUUCCAAAGGAAAGUCAUCAUUGGCCCAACAAAUUUCGAAACAGAAGCCGAAAGUGGAUUGGUAUGAUUCCAAAGACAUGGUAAACGUUUCAAUAUACGUCAAAAAUAUACCACCCACGACUUUGAAGAUAGAUUUCCAGGAGACGUCAGUGAGUGUUUCUUUUAAAACAAGUGAAAAUGCCGACUUUAAUUAUUGUUUGGACCCCUUGUAUGGCUCAAUAGUCCCCUCCAAAUCAUCAUUUAAGGUUUUUGGAACUAAAUUGGAAUUAUACCUUGCCAAGGAAACCGAAGAAACUUGGAAAGCAUUAGAAAAAGUGGAACCAGAUACGAUUGCACCACAGGAGACUUCUCUUAGCACUUUGGGCUAUCCAAGCUCUUCUACAAAGAGAAUCAAUUGGUCCGAAUUCAAGGUAGAUGAUGGCGAAGAAGAUUCCAGUCAAGAUCCGGACGUCUUCUUUAGGAAACUUUACGAAGGAGCAGACGAAGAUACCAAAAGAGCGAUGAUGAAAAGUUACUUGGAGAGCAAUGGUACGACUCUUAGCACAGACUGGAAGGAGGUCAGUCAGAAGAAGGUGGAUAUUGCUCCUCCUGAUGGGGUGGAUAUCAAGAAAUGGUAA
This is a messenger RNA of Ogataea parapolymorpha DL-1, 1026 nucleotides long. RefSeq names its product Glucose-insensitive transcription protein 7. Gene Ontology annotation, biological process: protein stabilization. The record is from RefSeq and is a predicted model, not a curated record. The transcript has a single exon. Gene Ontology annotation, molecular function: protein-folding chaperone binding. Lineage: Eukaryota; Fungi; Ascomycota; Pichiomycetes; Pichiales; Pichiaceae. Bases 1 to 1026 code for a protein of 341 amino acids.